Messenger RNA from Leptidea sinapis, 3741 nucleotides. Its product is annotated as bifunctional purine biosynthesis protein ATIC. Lineage: Eukaryota; Metazoa; Arthropoda; Insecta; Lepidoptera; Pieridae. Gene Ontology annotation, cellular component: cytosol. The record is from RefSeq and is a predicted model, not a curated record. Gene Ontology annotation, biological process: 'de novo' IMP biosynthetic process. The transcript is spliced from 10 exons. Gene Ontology annotation, molecular function: IMP cyclohydrolase activity; phosphoribosylaminoimidazolecarboxamide formyltransferase activity. The coding region runs from base 476 to 2080 and encodes 534 amino acids.
UAAUAAUUAUUUCAACAUUUAAUACGACUCGUACGCCCUGGUGGGUUGGCCGUGUGAUUAUGGUCUCGCCCUGUGAGUAAGGUCACCGGUAGGCGGUAUGUGUUACACCUUAUGUAGUUUGUAUAUUACUGCUCUGGCUACAGAAGGCUGCGCUGUAGUUGGCAGCUCCCACGGCCCCGUAAUAUAUAAAUAUUAGGUAUAGCAAUCGCCAGUCAUAUGGCGAAACAAAAAUUAAAUUAAAAAAGUAAACUUAUGCUUGUCUCAUUAAUAAUUUUUUGUGUUUUCUAAUCUCACCGAAAAGCACACGAAGAAAAAUGCGCUCCUGAGUGUUUCGGACAAAACCGGCUUGUUGCCCCUGGCGAAAUGUCUCUCAGACAUUGGCUUGGGACUGGUUGGCAGUGGCGGUACCGCGUCAUCCCUCCGUAACGCAGGCUUGAAGGUUCUCGACGUCGCCGACAUCACCGGCGCCCCUGAGAUGCUGGGGGGCCGGGUCAAGUCUUUGCAUCCGGCUGUGCAUGCUGGGAUUUUAUCCAGACUUACUGAUUCGGACCAGGCGGACAUGAGCAAGCAGAAGUAUGACAUGAUAAGCGUAGUGGUGUGCAACCUGUAUCCAUUCGUCGAGACUGUGUCCAAGCCGGAGGUGACCAUAGCGGAUGCUGUCGAGAACAUCGAUAUUGGAGGCGUGACCUUACUGAGGGCUGCGGCCAAGAACCACGACAGAGUGACCGUGGUCUGUGACCCGGCUGAUUACGACGUGGUCAUCGCGGAGCUCAGGAAUAACAAGCAACAUCAGACUUCAUUGGAGACCAGGCAAAGGCUGGCUCUAAAAGCAUUCACCCACACGUCCCAGUACGACCUGGCGAUAUCUGAUUACUUCCGCAAGCAAUAUUCACCCGGGAAGUCCCAGCUAACCUUGAGAUAUGGUAUGAAUCCUCAUCAGAAGCCAGCACAAGUGUUCACGACACACGAUGAACUACCAAUCACCACGCUCAAUGGGGCUCCAGGAUUCAUAAACUUGUGUGAUGCGCUCAACGCCUGGCAGCUGGUGUACGAGCUGAAGGAGGCGCUGGGGCUGCCGGCUGCUACCAGCUUCAAACACGUGUCGCCAGCUGGGGCGGCUGUCGGCAUCCCACUCACUGCGGAGGAGGCAUCAGUAUGCAUGGUGUCGGACCUGCUGCCGCAGCUGUCGCCGCUGGCCAGUGCGUACGCUCGCGCGCGCGGCGCCGACCGCAUGUCGUCGUUUGGCGACUUCAUCGCGCUCUCGGACGAGUGUGAUGACGUCACCGCCAAGGUCAUAUCGCGCGAGGUGUCCGACGGAGUCAUAGCGCCCGGGUACUCGCCGGGAGCCCUCGAGACAUUGAAGAAGAAGAAAGGCGGGAACUAUUGCGUUAUACAGAUUGACGCCAGAUAUAGUCCAGAUUUAAUGGAACAAAAGACAAUCUUCGGUCUCACGUUGGAACAGAGGCGGAACGACGCAAAGAUAAACGCAGACCUGUUUAAGAAUAUUGUCACAAAUAACAAGAACUUACCGGCGGAAGCUGUGAGGGACCUCAUAGUAGCGACCAUCGCGCUCAAGUAUACCCAGAGUAAUUCAGUGUGCUAUGCCAGAGACGGUCAGGUGAUAGGUAUCGGCGCCGGGCAGCAGUCCCGGAUCCACUGCACGCGGCUGGCUGGGGACAAGGCGGCCCUGUGGUGGGCGCGGCGUCACCCGCGCGUCACCGACAUGCGCUUCCGGGCCGGCGUGACGCGUGUCGUGCGGGCCAACGCCGCCGACAACUACGUGAGCGGCACAGUCGGAUCGGAUCUGCCCCUGGAGCAAUGGAAGUCGUUGUUCGAAGGUGAGCCGCCGGCACUCCUCUCAGAAGAGGAGAAGAAACACUGGACGAGCAAACUGGAUAAGGUGGCCCUGGCGUCUGACGCAUUCUUCCCCUUCAGAGACAACAUCGACAGGGCGCGUCAGGUCGGUGUCAGUUAUAUCGGCAGCCCGGCUGGCUCUAACAACGACAAGGAAGUCAUCGACGCCUGCAACCAACACAACAUUGUACUGGCACACACUAACCUUCGACUGUUCCAUCAUUAAUUAACAUGUGCACUCGAGGCUUAUGAAACAUCAAGUACCUUUAAUGAAACAUUUGUCACAGGAUGUCAUCUAAUUUUGUUUAUAAAACACUUGCUCGUAAAGUGAGACUUAUUACAUCAUUGAAUCAUAUUAUAAUUGCAUCAAUCAACAUCAAGGAUCAAAGAAUUGUCCCUACAAAGUUAAUUUAGUACCUAACUACAAGUUAUAUGAGAUAAAACAGAGCAUUUUCAAUUUCUUUUUUUUUAACGACAAAGAGGUUUUAUACCACUGAAAAUACAUUUACAUUUUUGUAUUAAAUAAAUGUGUCCCUAAUUAAGACGAAAAACCAUUUAUUAUUAUUAAAUUAUUUAUAAUUCACAAUAGUUUGUUAUUCAAUACUUAUAUACUUUCACGUUUCUACUCUUUCGGAGUUGAUCGGUUUGUUAUAAAAUAACACCAAGAAAUAAAAGACACAAGCUCAUUUGAACCGGUAAUAACUGGUUAAAAUCGGAUUCAGGCCCAACUAUUCAAUCGAAUUAUGUCCAAUGCAAAUAAAAGUUCAAUUAAGGAUUUUCUUUAAUGUUUUGUGAAGUAAGUAGUUGCUGUGAAAUAUUGAUAAUAAACUAUUGUUGUUUUUUGAAUCCAAAACAUUCCGGCCGUUAUUGGUUAAAUAAGUAUAAAUCAUUGUGAAUUCUGUAUUAUUUCUUAUCACAUCAUAUCACCGACCUUAGAUCAUCUAUACGUUUCGAUAGACUAUGACAUCUGUGAAUAAGUCGAAAAAAAUUUAGAACUAACCCCUAUUUUGGGUAAUUCACGCAUACUAACACAAAGUGUCAUACAAAUUGCGAUUGUAGGACGUAUCUCGUCACGCAUACUGAAGUAUUAAACCUGGCCUGUUUUAAUCUGUUCUCUAGCAGCAAGAGACUAUCUAGACGAAUAAAUGAUGUAAGCCACCAACCUACUAACUCAUUAGACUAUUAAUAUCAACAGUUUACUCAAUAAUAAAUUCAAAUAUGUUAUGUAAUAUUUUUUUCAGUGCACUGUAAUUGGACGUUAUUCCAGAAAAACGUUCCAAACCACAAUCAUUUCGAAAUUGAGUUAAGAACACAUAACUGGUCGUGUGAUUCAUAUUAACAGACUGAUUAAAAUGGCAGCCCUACUGUCAUUCUUUAAAUGACAUCAUGAGUUAGUAGCCCAACCCACAUGUAUGGAAUACACUAAUGUUUAUUAAACUUUAAACACGAAUUCCUUAAAAUGUGAUGUUUGUGGCUUGGAACGUUUUUCAGGAACUACAUCCAAUUGAUAUGUACAUAAUUCCAAUAUGUUUACAAAAAAUCUCAUAACAAGAGUAUAGUUUAUCCCCCUUAUUCAUAAUGGUCCGCUAACUUUAAACAGCCGCUAAGGAGUGUUUUUUCUCAUUCUGACUUAGGUCAAUAGAAGAAGACAGAGUGAGAAUUAGCAAUGCUUUAAGUUAGUAGACUAUUAUGAAUAAGGGGGAUGUGUUUAUAGCGAAGUUUCAGAUUAUUGAACCCUCGAAUAUUUUGUAAUGUGCCUUUUUAUGGAAAUACAUUUGUAUUGUGUUAGAAUAUAAGAUAAACAUAUUAUAUUUUUUGUAUUGUAGCCUAAGUACUAUGAUAUAUAAUUUUAAGAAAAUAUGAAAUAUACAAAGUGUUGAAAUGAAA